AGGACGCUGGCAUCCAGGAACCGAAAGGCGACCAUCAAUUGAAAAGACGCACAGUCUAAUCCAUUCCUUUACUCUCAAUCAGCCCACAUAGGCUGCGGUGUGACUAUCGUGACCACGUUUCACUCAGUUCAGCUGAGCGAGAUCGAUUCCUCCCCUGCCCUUCUCUUUUUCUCCCCUCCUGUCUCUCUUUAUCCACUAUCCUAUCGCAAUCCUUUCACCGCAGGAUUCAGUUGCCGGCAUUUGAACCAGUGUCAAGUCUCUAACCGGAGCGUUUGCUAUUGCCUAGGUCGUCGAGCGUUACCAGCGUCGAGUCCUAUCUGUCUGUUCGAGCGUGAUAGCGCCAGUCGGUCACCACCUCUCCGUACCGGCAGCAAUUCACUGUGCAACGAAUCAUUCAACGUCCGCCUUAAAUUGAAUUGCCGUUCCAUUGACAUAUUCCGCGACGGAAAAACUGUGUGACCUUGGUGCGCCGUGCUGAGAGACAUAACUCUGUUCUCUGGUCUCUCCUUCUCGGGGAACCCGAGAAGCGAGUGGAACUAGUUUCCUUUGUUCUGGGAGAAAGAGACGGAACUGGGCGGCACCAGGGUUUUUCAAGAUGUUCCGUACAUGUUACAAUGGGUUUCGCCGGAUUAUUCCGCUAAUUGGGUAUCAUCAUGUCCUGAUGCUACUUAUUGCUCUUGCAAUUAUUCUGCUCUCUUUAUUACUAGCCGGAUGCUCAUCAUCGUCACCUGAUAUACCAAGCAUAUUUCUCAUAUCUAUGUAUUAUACGAAAUACAGUCCCGUUUUCAGCACAGCACAAGUCGACCCCGGCGUUGUCACAGCGACAGCGAACAUUGUGGGCGGAGCACAGAUGGAAGUCAGAGUGGGAUACUUUGGAAUCUGCAUCCAGCCCGACGGGGGCUCAUAUAUCUGCAACGCAAAUGCUACGGCAUUAGCAGAGACGGUCACAGUGGACCAAGAUCCUCUCAACUUGAUAUGGGUUGCAUCGACAUUCAAGGAUGCAGUUGUCUUCCCCUACCUACUGAUCAUAGCUGUCAUUUUGGCCUUCUUCUGUUUUAUCCUCCUCGCCACCUUCCCCGGCUGGCACGAAGAAGUGGAUGCUUCCGGUUCCGAGCGAGACGUCAAGCCAUUCCCUUCCCGACCCGUCUCUCAGGCUGCCUUGGCACUUAUUUUCAUCGCCGCUGUUUUCGUUCUUGUCUCCGUGCUAUGGCAACAUACCGCCUCGGUGGCUGCGAGCACAAUAGCAAAAGAUAUGGGCAACGGGAGCGUCAAAAGUGGCGUCGGGACCUCAGCCAUGGUGCUGGGAUGGUUCGGUUUCGCAUUGCUUGUUAUCGUCACCGUCGGUCUACUAGUGAUGAUCUUGAGCAUCAGACUGAUAAGACAGUUAACGGAUGAAGAAGAGUGAUAUGGGAAAUCAUGAAGUGAAUUGAUUGAUAAUGGCAAUACGUUGAUAACUACCUAGUGAUACCAUUUAGGACAGGGGUCCAUUGCGGUGUUUCUGUUUUUGUUUUCUCAUAUUCCCCUUUUUUCUUGUGUGUCCCCCUUUUUGUUAUUUCCCUUGGCUUUCUGCUGGGCAGGCACUUAUGUGACGAUUAAAAUAUACUUGGGACCGAAGGGUAAACUUGGAUGGAUGGAUGGAAAGGACAUGAGUUCAUGGGUCGGUAUGAUAGUAAUGUUGAUAUUGAUGUAUAUGACCUGGUUAUGAAUAAUUCGGAUGUUGUCUGGCUGUGGCUGUAUAGUAUAAUAUUUCAUUACUUCUGAGUACAAGUCGAGCUCACUUGAUGAAU
This is a messenger RNA of Monascus purpureus, 1787 nucleotides long. The record is from the annotation of a GenBank genome assembly. NCBI's taxonomy places the organism in Eukaryota, Fungi, Ascomycota, Eurotiomycetes, Eurotiales, Aspergillaceae.